Camarhynchus parvulus is the source of this 3125-nucleotide messenger RNA. It is a transcript of the gene GPLD1, whose product is annotated as glycosylphosphatidylinositol specific phospholipase D1. NCBI's taxonomy places the organism in Eukaryota, Metazoa, Chordata, Aves, Passeriformes, Thraupidae. Gene Ontology annotation, cellular component: extracellular matrix; extracellular region. Bases 1 to 2508 code for a protein of 835 amino acids. The record is from RefSeq and is a predicted model, not a curated record. The transcript is spliced from 25 exons. Gene Ontology annotation, molecular function: GPI anchor phospholipase D activity.
AUGGUUGGUCUGAAGAUUUGGUCUAUCUCGCUGGUUAUACUCUACCAUUUCUGUCAGAGAUGUAUCCCGUGUGGAAUUUCAACACAUGUUGAAAUAGCACAUAGAGCUCUGGAAUUUUUCACUAAGCAUGAAGGGAGUGUUAAUUAUAGAAAGUUAUUACUAAAUCACCAAGAUGCUUUUCAAGCUGGAAGCAUUUAUCCUGAUGCCUUUUAUCCUCCAAUCUGCAAACGUGGAAUGUUCCAUGAUGUGUCUGAAGACACUCACUGGUCACCAUUUCUCAAAGCAAGUAUUGACUACAUCAGAAGGAAUUAUCCUCAGCCUUGGGAAGAAGCUACAGAGAAGCUGGUGGCUUUCCUGUUUGGAAUUGCUUCACAUAUGGUGGCAGAUGUUAGCUGGCAUAGCCUGGGCAUCGACCAAGGAUUUCUAAAGACCAUGGGAGAAAUUGAUUUUCGUGGGUCAUACUCAGAAGCUCACAGUGUUGGAGAUUUUGGAGGAGAUGUAGUGAGUCAGUCUGAGCUGGACUUCAGUUACCUGGCAUCAAGUUGGUAUGUACCUGUCAAAGACUUAGCUGCUAUCUAUAAGGAAUUUUAUGGAAAAGAGAUCAUAUCUGAAAGCACAAUUGCUGAAUGUACUUAUUUGCUGUUUUUUGAACUGCAUGGAGAAAGGCUUCUUGUUGGCAAGCUUUUUCCAACAUUUGCUAGUAAAUCUCCAUUUCUGGUGGACAAGUUCCACGAAUAUUUCCUUGGGGGAGUGGAUGACAUGGCAUUCUGGACCAACAACAUUUUUGAGCUGACGAGCCAUAUGCUAGAGAAUGGAACCAGUGACUGCUACCUGCCUGAGAACCCUCUGUUCAUAAACUGCACAAAGGAGCGCAAGGACAGCCACAUAAACAAACAAUCAAAACAGGAACAUCACAAGAAUACAACUUCUUUGCUUUCAGAAACACUUGAGAAGAAUAUAAACUAUACAGAGAGAGGAGUUCAAUUUGACAUACAGCCUUGGGCAACAAAAUCCCUCCGCUUGAUAAACCAUGCUUUUAAAACCAAUGUCUGGAGAGCAUUAGGAGCUACACAUCAGAAAUCUUCUAAGCACAUCUCCAAGCCAGCAGCUUCAUAUUUUCUGACUUCACCCUAUGCUAGGCUUGGAUGGGCACUGGUCUCAGCUGACCUAAACCAGGAUGGAUAUGAAGAUCUGGUGGCUGGAGCACCAGGGUACAGCACCAUGGGCCAUGUUCAGAUAGGAAGGGUGUAUGUAGUCUAUGGCAACCAGUCAGGUUUGCCACCAGAGGACAUGGAUCUGGAUGGGAAAGCUGACCAAGUACUACAGGGUCAUCAGCCUUCAGGAAGAUUUGGUUCUGCCUUGGCAGUCCUGGACUUCAAUGAGGAUGGAGUGCCAGAUCUGGCAAUUGGUGCACCUUCUGUGGGAUCUCAGUUUCUUACUUACAAAGGUGCUGUGUAUGUCUACUUUGGAAUGGAGGGAAGAGGCUUGGCACCUCAGCCAAACGUUACCAUAACUUGUCAGUAUUCCUACUGUAAUCUUGGUUGGUCCCUCCUGGCAGCUGAUGUUGAUGGGAAUGGAAAUGCUGAUCUGGUUGUGGGCUCUCCAUAUGCACCCGGUGGUGGGAAGCAGAGAGGAUUUGUGGUUGCAUUUUACUCUCAUUUCAACAGGAGUCACCAAGGACUUCUCCCAGUACAGGAUGCCAACUGGAUGGUGCAGGGGGAAGAAAACUAUGCUUGGUUUGGAUUUUCACUUGCCAGCUGCCAGCUGGAGAACAUGACAUUACUGCUGAUUGGUAGCCCUACAUGGAAGACUUGUUCUAGCUGCAGUCCCCUCUUGCCGGAUGUCAGACAGAGUGUUGGGAAGGUGUAUGGGUAUAACCCACCAAGUACAGAGCGCUGGUUUGAGAUAACUGGAGACAAGGAGAUGGGCAGAAUGGGUUUGUCUCUGGCCAGCGGUGUGCUGUCUGUGGCUGGGAACACAAGGAAGGUUUUGGUGGUGGGUGCACCUACUGCAGACAGCCUGUCUAGGAUUUUAUUUAUAUCCUCAGUGCUGCAUCAAGCUGGAUUGGCUCUGGUAUAUGACCUGUCAAACAGCACCAAGCCUUCUCUGCUCAGCACAUUCAGUGGGGACAGGAGGUUUUCUCGUUUCGGAGGAGAUGUAUACCUAAGUGAUCUGGAUAGCGAUGGGCUAGAUGAAAUGAUUGUGUCAUCCCCACUGCGAACUAAUGGUGUCACCUCAAUCCUGGCUGGUGGGGCUGCUGGCCGUGUGUAUAUUUUCAAUGGCAUACAGGCAUCCUCAGGGAAUGUGACAGGCCACUGCACAUCAUGGACAUCUCCUUGUCCUGAGAACUGGGCACAGUAUGUCCUGAUUUCUCCUGAGGAACGAUCAAGAUUUGGGAGUUCCGUUACCACUGUGAAAUCAGAAAGAAAGAAAGAAGUUGUAGUGGCAGCAGAGAGAAGUUCUGCGAAAGCUCGACUUGGUGGAAGGCUUUUUGUCUACUCACUGUAGAAGUUUGCAGUAGCCUUAAAGAUCAGGGCACACCUGGUCUUCUAGUGAAGAACCUCUGUAGGAUUUGUGCUACUUUCCUGAGCCCACACAAACCAACAUACCGUGUCAGCAAGCUUUUGCUGAAUUGUGAUGGGCAGCAGCAUCGCUUAUCUAGAACAAGCAAGUUGGUCUGAAAACCUUUUAGAGGUUGAAAUGAGCAAGGAGAUGCAUUUUUGGUAGUAGUAUUUGGCUGUGUAAGGAAUGUUCAGUGGACACCUUUACUGGCCAGAUUUGAGUAUCUUCUUGACAAAACUGGGAAAUUGCAGCACAGCAUUUACAAUUCUUACAUACUGUGAUAAGGAUUCUAAGUUAUGGAAAGUUACUGACAAAAUAAUAAGCAUGGAGCAGGGGCAGCUUUAAGACUGACAAAUGUGGGUGCUGAUCAACAGGACUGUCUCUCUCUUCUCUCUCUCAAGUCUUGAGGCGUGCAUUGAGGGUGUAAGUGCAGCUCAGAUCUCCCAGGAAAAAAAGAACAAGCAAGACUGAUAAAUUUUGAGGAAAUGCAAUUUGGCUGAUUAUUCUUGACAUCCUUUCUGCUUUUGUGUAAAAUUCCAUGACCAUGGUAACAUAGAGUUGUU